Argiope bruennichi is the source of this 3858-nucleotide messenger RNA. Its product is annotated as ADAMTS-like protein 1. NCBI's taxonomy places the organism in Eukaryota, Metazoa, Arthropoda, Arachnida, Araneae, Araneidae. Gene Ontology annotation, biological process: extracellular matrix organization. Bases 100 to 3477 code for a protein of 1125 amino acids. Gene Ontology annotation, cellular component: extracellular matrix. The record is from RefSeq and is a predicted model, not a curated record. The transcript is spliced from 20 exons. Gene Ontology annotation, molecular function: metalloendopeptidase activity.
GGUUAUUCUAAAGCUAUGAAUCCGAAGCUGCGGUUGAAGAUUUAUUUUCUUCGCGAAUGGUUGCACACAGUUGAAUUUUGACACCUCAAAACUAAGCAGAUGACUGCUAUCAGUCUUUUUCUUGGCUCUAUUGCUGUGAUACUUUUGUGGCUGCCAAAUCUUCGAGCUAAAGAUGUUUUCCCGUUCAUUGAAGAAUCUUUGUUGCGAUUGGAAGGAAGAUCCAGAGAGAAGAAUAGUGUAACCAAUUCUGAUGAUAAACAAGGUAAUGAAAGUCAUGAUCAGGGCAGUCAUGAUGGAUGGUCACCUUGGUCACUUUGGAAGCCUUGUUCCAGGAGCUGUGAUGGCGGCAUUGCACUCAGUUUCAGAAAGUGCCGCGGGAGAUGUCCAGAUGGAGAACCAAUAAGAAGGCAGAUCUGCAACAUGCAGCCCUGUCCCGAAUCUCACGAUUUUCGUGCCACCCAGUGCACUGCAUACAACAAUCGGCCAUACAGGGACCGCAAGUACGAGUGGCUGCCCUUCUACGACCCUGAGGAUCCCUGUGCUCUCAUCUGUCAGGCGAAGGGCUUCAACUUCGUUGCAAAACUAGCACAGAAGGUGCUGGAUGGCACUCGUUGCAGAGAAGGGGCCCUCGAUAUGUGUGUGGAUGGACAGUGCCAGCCGAUCGGCUGUGACCUUCAGGUUGGAUCCACCUUGAAAGUAGAUGAAUGUGGGAUAUGUGGUGGAGACGGAUCUCAGUGCCAGCGUCCAACAUUUAUUUGGCAUGAAGGAAGCUAUGGAGCAUGCUCCGUCACUUGCGGCGGAGGUAUCCAGCUGUCGGAAUCAACGUGCCGUAAUAAGGAAACGAAUGAGGAAGUUGACCCUAGACUCUGCAACCUGUCCAUCCGUCCCCGAACUAAAGCAAAACACUGCAAUAGACACCCCUGUCCAGUAGUGUGGGCCACCGGCAAGUGGGGUCCUUGCUCGGUGACUUGCGGUGUAGGUGUUCAAUCUCGUCCUGUUUUCUGCGUUCAGGGUGGACCUAACGGGUCCCGGAUAGACGUCAAGUCCGAGUUCUGUCCCCGCCACAAACCCCUUACAGAGAGAUCCUGUUCUGUGGAAGAGUGUCCCAGGUGGUUUCAAGGGCCCUGGUCUCCGUGUUCUGUGACCUGCGGAGAAGGUAUUCAGACCCGAGCCGUUGUCUGCCGUGAUACAAAGAACCAGUACAGUGAGCUCUGCGAUACCAACGAGAUGCCUCGUCCACAGAAGGUUUGUGAGAUGCCCGACCCCUGCCCGCAAACUCCUCGGGGAGAUGAUUCCACCACUCCCCCUCCUUGUAUAUUUACUCCAAGUACAGAGGAAGAGCCUUCCACUCCCACAACUGAGGAACCAACCACAGCAACUGAGCCUAUCAUUUAUCUGACCCAAGCACCACGAAACCUGACCUCUCCCACCUAUUACUUUGUGGGUCCAUGGAGCCGAUGCAACGGCCAAGGAUUCAGACGGAGAAUUGUCCACUGUCAAACAUAUCUGGAAAUCGCUCAAACUGUGGCAAGGCUACCAGACUCCGAAUGCAUAGAUCUGCGACCUGUUGAGGUGGAGCCUUGUGUAACUUCCUGCCCUCCACCGUACCCACCCCGAGAGAAAGAGCCCAUACACGAAAAGAUAGUGGAAAAGGAGGUGGAUACUUCCUUCUAUUCCUGGAACACAGAAAAGUUUACUCCCUGUACAGCCUCAUGUGCGGGAGGCAUACAUACAUCUAUAGUUCGAUGUCUGCGUUUACCAGAUGAAGCGGAAGUCUCCCCACAGUUGUGUGACCAGAGGUUGAAACCCGAACCUCUUACAAGAAAGUGCAAUGAACAACCCUGCCCAAUCAUUUAUAAAUGGAAUAUCACUGACUUUGGUAAUUGUUCCAAAGAAUGUGGUGGAGGGAUCAAAACACGUACGGUGAAAUGCAUUCUAGUAAGUGAGGACGUGGAAGUGAACACUGACCAUUGUUCUGGUCCUCUACAGAAAGCAGUAGACACCUGCAAUGUUUUCGAUUGUGAACCAUCCUGGAAGGCAGAGACUUGGAGCAAGUGCUCUCGUUCUUGUGGGGGAGGUUUCCAGACUCGAAAACUCUAUUGCGAAAAGAUCUUGGCGCCCCUCAGCCAAGCCAUCCAAUUACCUCCCUCCAAGUGCCUUAAGACGAGGCCGAAGGCAAUCAAGAAAUGCAAUCUUAAGCCAUGUCCAACACCUCCGAGAACUACUACAACUACCACAACGACGACGACCACUCAGAAGCCGACAAUAGAUGACGAAACAGAAAUAGCCACAUUACAACCAGGAGAGCACGUUUUUGUACAGAAACACCCCAACAGGCGUGUCACUUUAAAAGCAUCGGGACAAGCAAUUCUCUUCAAAGGUUCGAAUGCGAAGUUCCACUGUCCCGUCCCUCCGGCCUCCAAUACGAGCAGAGUACUCUGGUUCAAGGGCCACUUGCGCAUUCCACCCUCCACGACGAACGGAUGGCCCCGAGUGUCAGUGUCUGGCAAAGGAGCCCUCCGUAUUCACAAGAUAAUCUUCGCAGAUGCUGGCACUUACACAUGCUUGGCCGGGGCUUUUCGGAGCGACGUGAUUGUUCAAGUAAAACCUCUACCUACGAGACAACCGGAUGCCGGAUUUUACUCGGAUACAAGUUCAACCACAUUCAUUUCCACUACACCUGCUCCACUAAUUGAGAAUCACCAUCAGAAAUUGGCGAACCAAUCCAGCCUGCCCCAAGUUCGUCACUUUCUGGUCAACAUGCGGCACUUUGCUGAAGAGCGUAUCAAAUCCGACCCCGUCGUUUUAGAAUACGAGUGGAUCUUCGGGGAGUGGUCGAAAUGCUCCCAUUCUUGUGGUGAAAAAGGAGUGCAGCUGAGGACUGUUGAGUGCCGCGUAACAGUGUUGAACAAUGCCACGCGUCACGUGCCAAAAGGGUUAUGCAUUGAUGGUGGAUUACCCGAACCACCAACUGUCCGUUCCUGUAGACUAGAUCCGUGUCCGGAAUGGAUUACUGGAAACUGGUCAGAGUGUAGCACCAAGAACUGUUUGUCUUGGAAUACCGCCUACCAAAAGCGGAGUGUGCUUUGUGAAAUGGCGAACCGAACGAUCACACCUAGUCACUGUGACAGCAGAAAGAGGCCGACAAGAAAACGAGAAUGCUUCAAUUCCAACUGCAAAGGAAUGUGGAAAGAAGGACAAUGGUCAGAGUGUACUGCCACUUGUGGAAACAAAGGAUUUCGAAGUCGCAGAGUUCAAUGCGUGUGGCAUGGCACAGAAGAACCGGCGCCUCCAAGCGCCUGCAAAGGUUCGGCUCCACAAUCCACGAAGCCAUGUGGAAGGGCUCCUUGCAAAAACGAAGAUGAAGAAGAUUGCUAUGACCAAUCUACUUAUUGUGAUGUGGUGAAAGGUACUAAGCUUUGCGAGGCAAGUCAAUUCAGAUUGCAAUGCUGCGCUUCUUGUGGAAUGCAAGAGUGAAAGAAAGAAGCCAGACCCGGUCCUAAACAGCGUUUCCCACUGCCUCAAGAGAUUCGUCUCCUAGAAACUGCUAUUUAUUGUGCUUCGGUUAGCCUUGUAUGCUCAUUUGCUAACAAAAUAUAUCUCCAGUUCAUAGCUCGAUAGAAAAAAAAUUAAAAAACGAAUUAAAAACAUUCAUAAUAAUUAAUGUCAGAUUUAAAAUAUGAAAUCUUGAACAAUUGCUAACAAAAUGGAUAUAGUUUAUUUUAUUUUGAAAGGCGGAAUGUGUGCUUUACUAUUUUCUUCUUAAUACAGAUAAAUUUUUUAGUACAAUAUCAUCUCUCCCUAAAAAUGUAGUUUAUUCUAUAAACGAUUCUCUUUCAGCAAAACUUUGCAUUAAUU